AAAAAAAAGCUGUCAAACAAAUAGGGGAAUACCAAGAAUAUAAAUAGUGAAUAUUGCUAUUAAAUAAAACAGCGGUCUCUAAAUUAAAUUACUUUUAUCGUUGUUAUUAUACAUGAGUAUUACUAAGAUCUAAGAAGAAAUGAUGAAUCUUUCCGAUCCGUCGGCCGACGACGACUCCAGCAGCGACGAAAGCCCCAAGGCCUCAAUACCAGCGAAACGACCUCGAUCUGAUACUUACGGCGCCUCCUCCACGACUUCCCACGGUUCCGUUUUACUAGAAUCGGAUGAGGAGCAACCAGAAACACCCGUGGAAAGAUCAAAUAACUUCAACUUUAGAAAACAAAGUACAGAUGGAAACCUUAGACUAAGUCGGAGCAGUUCAUCACCUACUGAUCAGUUCGAUGAUAUCCGACCCAGCUUCGACGGCAACGACACUGAUAAUGGAGAGAGCUCAAUGCGGCCUAGCUUUCAAAAUUCCACAUCUUACACUCAGUUUAAAGAAAUGGAGAGUGCAUUCGCUGGAGGUUAUUCUGAGAAAUCGAAACGGAUUAUGUCUAACAUGGGUUUUAAGCUAGGGAAAGGUCUUGGUAAAUAUGAGCAUGGACGCAUUGAGCCUGUUGAAGCAUCUACACAGAAAGGUCGGAGAGGUUUGGGGUUAAAACCAUCUACAGUUGGAGAAGUACCUAGAGAUUUUACGUGGAGUCCAGAUGAAUCUAAACCUGAGGCAAAAGAAGAAGUGCUGUGGAUGCCACCACCACCAGAUGACACAUUGUCUGGUGAUCAAUUAGACGAGUGGCUAGUGAGGGGCCCCAAGAAGCUAACCAUUGAUGAUGAGACUGAAUUUGUUGACCCUCAGAUACUGAAAGGAGUUUUAGAAUCAAAGACCAUCUUUGACACAUUAGAUGAUGAGGAUUUAAGACAUGCAAGAUUCCGUAGCAAUCCUUAUGAAACUAUAGCUUCAGUGAUAUUCUUGAAUCGAGCAGCUGUAAAAAUGGCGAAUAUUGAUGCUGUGUUUGAUUUUAUGUUCACUAAGCCAAAGAAACAGAAUGGAGAGAGUGGUAUUGAUAAGAAAGAGAUAUUGUACUUUGCUGAUGUUUGUGCAGGCCCAGGAGGUUUCUCAGAAUAUGUAUUGUAUAGGAAAGGAUGGAGAUCAAAAGGAUUUGGAUUCACUUUGAAAGGACCAAAUGAUUUCAAGCUCUCUGAUUUUUAUGCUGGAACACCAGAAACAUUCAACCCAUAUUAUGGUGUGAAAGAUGAUGGCAAUGUAUUUGAUCCAGCUAAUUUAAUAUCCCUGAAAGAAAAUGUCUUGAAACACACUGAUGAUAAAGGAGUGCACUUCCUUAUGGCUGAUGGUGGAUUUUCAGUAGAAGGACAAGAAAACAUUCAAGAGAUACUUUCAAAGCAGCUGUACCUGUGUCAGUGUCUCGCUGCCCUAAUGUUAGUGAGGACAGGAGGACAUUUUGUUGUCAAACUAUUUGAUGUCUUCACAAUGUUUAGUGUCGGAUUGAUCUACAUUAUGUAUAAAUGUUUUGAGAAAGUCAGUAUUCACAAGCCUGUGACUUCACGGCCCGCCAACUCGGAAAGAUACCUUGUAUGCAUGUGGAAAAAGUUGGGAACUGAAUCAGCUGAGCAGCACCUGUUCUCUGUCAAUUCUACACUAUUUAAAGGAUCAGCUGAUGGCCAGGACAUUACAGAACUUGUACCCCUGCAUAUCAUACAAGAAGACCAAGGCUUUUAUGAAUAUAUCUAUAAAAGUAACUGUCUGUUAGGAGAAAGACAAAUUAAGAAUUUGCUCAAAAUUGCAGCAUUUAGUAAAGAUAAAAACUUAAAAGAUGAAACCCAGGCUGAGAUGAGGGAGCAGUGCUUAAAACUCUGGCAAUUGCCUGAUAAAGUGAGAACUCAACCGGAUCGUAUGAGCCACGAUGAUACAUUAUUAAGUAUACUGUCUCUCUUGAAGAAACCGCCACCGGAUUCACAAAGCGCAUCUGCAUUCAAAAACAACAUCCUUAGCGAACCGCCUGAGUAUCUACGGAACCCCAGAGACCUGGAGACAUUCAAAAGUGUCUACGACUGGCAUUUCAUGAUACUGGGCAGUGGCAUGAACAGUCCAGACUUAAGAUUCUUUUUAGGUUGUGGAGGCAAACAAGUUUAUCAAUUAGAAGGAAUUAGAUGGAAAAAUGUUGUAGAUCUCCAUGUCACGUUGCCUGCUAAAACACUGCUUUACGGAGAAGUAGUCAAAGAAUUUCGUGGGGAAGGCAGCAAGCAAGUGUAUAGCAAAGCUCUACAUGUUAUUGACGCUAUGGUUCUUGGCGGCAUCGAUAUCUCCCAUCUCCCACUGACUGAAAGGAUAAACCAAUGUGCAUUGUUCUGCACAGCCCUAGAAAAGCCCUUCGAUGCACAAGCUUUGCCUAUUAGAUCUAAACGAUUAUUUAAUAUGGAGUGUUUUUCUAUGGCUAUUAAUAAUUUGGAGUACAGAGCCAUGAAACGUGUCAAAAGGGCAGUCACAAUAAAAACUCCUAACAGAAACCAGGAUGACAUGUUCUAUGUUGUGGGAUCUCUACUCUUUAUUAAAGAAAUUAAAGAGCCGUGGGUGGCGCAAAUGUCAAAGUCCAGCGGCCAUAAGUACUACUUCUGUAUAGAAAAAAAGAAACCCCGCAGCGAAUAUUAUAUACCUGAAGAAGCGCGGUUGGAUAUGAUCAGCGCGUUCACAAGUCGCGUAAUGUGGCCUUGGGAGCCUUCAGCCAGCGCCAUCUUUGACGGGCAGCCGCAUGAAGGCCUAUCACGAGCUGACAUGGAAAAGUAUAUACUCCAUAAUACUACUAAGAGAUAGCUUGUAAAUAUUAUAUUAUACUCGAUUAUGAAUAAUAUUUUUGAAAAUAU
Pectinophora gossypiella (pink bollworm) is the source of this 2880-nucleotide messenger RNA. RefSeq names its product cap-specific mRNA (nucleoside-2'-O-)-methyltransferase 1 (gene Cmtr1). Bases 140 to 2830 code for a protein of 896 amino acids. Gene Ontology annotation, molecular function: nucleic acid binding; methyltransferase cap1 activity. The record is from RefSeq and is a predicted model, not a curated record. Gene Ontology annotation, cellular component: nucleus; cytoplasm. Lineage: Eukaryota; Metazoa; Arthropoda; Insecta; Lepidoptera; Gelechiidae. Gene Ontology annotation, biological process: 7-methylguanosine mRNA capping. The transcript is spliced from 14 exons.